Molecule: messenger RNA, 2472 nt
Organism: Penicillium verhagenii
Lineage: Eukaryota; Fungi; Ascomycota; Eurotiomycetes; Eurotiales; Aspergillaceae
Gene: fcpA
Product: protein-serine/threonine phosphatase
Exons: 3
Coding region: 1-2472 (823 amino acids)
Cellular component (GO): nucleus
Molecular function (GO): RNA polymerase II CTD heptapeptide repeat phosphatase activity
Source: RefSeq, a predicted model, not a curated record
AUGCUUCUCCGUCUGCCGCCCGGCCUGCAUUAUCCAAUCACCAUCACCUCACUGCUAAAGGCACCUGGUGAUGAGGUGCAGACCAACGAGGCUUUGUUUUGGUAUGUUUAUCACUCAGAAGUUGAGGAGGGUGAUGGCAUAGGGAACAUCAUCAAGAAACAGCGCAAGUUCCCAACUCGAUUCGAGUCGACCGUUGAUGGCGAGAUUGUGGCAUGGAAUAUCUCUAAAGGCGAUAUCAUUGAUCGACCGAUUGAUGUUGUUGAGAUAAAUGAACCAUGUGCCCAUGAGGUGCAAUUUGGUGGGAUGUGCGCAGAGUGUGGAAAGGAUAUGACCGAAGCUUCAUACAAUACCGAGAUUAUGGAUUCCUUCCGUGCUCCAAUCCAGAUGUCUCAUGACAACACAACCCUGACGGUCAGUCAAAGGGAAGCUACUCGUGUUGAGGAGGACGCCAAGCGUCGCCUGUUGGCAUCUCGGCGUCUCUCGCUUGUAGUGGAUCUUGACCAGACCAUCAUCCAUGCUACCGUUGAUCCUACCGUUGGAGAAUGGAAAGAGGACAAGGAUAAUCCGAAUUACGACGCAUUAAAGGGUGUUAGACAAUUUCGCUUAGUUGAUGAUGGCCCGGGAAUGCGCGGCUGUUGGUACUAUAUCAAGCUGCGGCCAGGGCUCGAGGAUUUCUUGCAGAAUGUUGCUGAGCUCUAUGAACUACACAUCUACACCAUGGGUACUCGCGCAUAUGCACAACAUAUUGCCGAUAUAGUUGACCCAACAAGGAAACUUUUUGGAGACCGUAUUCUCAGCCGUGAUGAAAGUGGAAGUCUGACAGCGAAAAACCUACAGCGCCUGUUCCCAGUUGACACAAAGAUGGUUGUCAUUAUUGAUGACCGUGGUGAUGUGUGGCGCUGGAACCCCAAUCUCAUCAAGGUCUCUCCCUAUGACUUCUUCGUCGGGAUUGGUGACAUCAAUUCUAGCUUCUUGCCUAAGAAACAAGAGAUUGGUGAGACCCAAAAUACGGUUGCGAAAGUUGAUAAACCGGAAGCUACGGGGCAGAAUGGUAUUGUCCCAACCGAAAAGUCAGCGGAUGGGAGUGAGGUCUCCGCAUUAGAGCAACUAGUGACAAUGGGAGGUGGUGACAAUCCAAGAUUGCUGCAGGAGCAAACAAAUGCUCAAGAAGAGACCAUAUUGCAUCAGGUGGAAGACCGGCCGUUGCUGCAAAAACAGAAAGAAUUAGAUGCCGAGGAUGAUGCGAGUGCCGAGAGCAGUGAGUCAUCAACACUCAGCUUUGAUUCCCAAGAAGGCAAGCCUCGACAUCAUCUACUUGAAGAUCAUGAUCGAGAGCUCUUCCAACUCCAAGAUCGCCUGGAGCAAGUUCAUCUCCAGUUCUUUGACGAGUACGAUAAGAGGCGCAGCAGCGCAUUGGGAGGCCGAGUAGCGGUCUUGCGGGGUGAAAGGGCCCCGUCAAAAGACAAGGAUGUGGACCUUAAGUUGGUUCCUGAUGUCAAGGAUAUUAUGCCCCGAAUUAAGGCACAGAUUCUCGGUGGAGUGGUCAUGGUUUUCUCAGGUGUACUCCCCCUCGGAACAGACACACAGAAUGCUGAUAUCUCCCUCUGGGCCAAGACAUUCGGUAUCGUCAUUUCUCCGAAUAUUACCAUGCGUACCACUCACCUUGUCGCUGGCCGAAAUCGGACCGCGAAAGUACGACAAGCCACAAGAUAUCCUGGCGUCAAGAUCGUCACAACGCAGUGGCUUGUGGAUUGCUUGACAAGCUGGAGGCGUCUUGAUGAGGAGCCCUAUUUGCUCCCCGUUCAUCCCGAGGAUCGUGGUGAGCCCCUCUCCCCCGGCUCGCAAGAACUCGCCGAGAGCGCCUGGCUCUCAUCCUCGGAUGAGGCGUCGGGACCAUUCUGGACUGGCGAGGAUGGGAGUUCAGACGCAUCACUACUAUUCCCAGAUGCCGCAUUGGAUGAGGCUUCCCACAUUGGUUACGAUGAAGACGAACAAGCUGCUGUCCAUGAUGAACUCAGGGAGUUCCUCGGUAGUGACGAUGAAAGCGAAAGCGACAACGAGGCUUGGGCAAAUGAAGGGACCGAUGAGGCGGCUGGAGGCGGCACGAAACGGAAGCGCGAAUUUGGAUCUGAUGGCCAGGCCGAUGAUGAUUCUGCCGAAGACGAGGAGGGCGAUUCUGAUCAGAAAGGCUCGCGCCUCUCGCAGCGCAUCAAGCGUGCAUACAAACGAGGCACUGGUCUCCGAGAAGUUGCAAGUGCUGCUCCAACUGAUUCCGAUGACUCUCGUAUGACACUGCAGGCGGGCGAAGAAGAGCAGGAUGUCGACAGAGCGGAUACGAACCCAGAUGAAGAUGAUGGGUAUCCCGAGAAUCCAGACGAAGAUGAUGACGAUCUGGAGCGAGAAAUGCUAGCGGCAUUUGAGGACAACGAUAGCGUUGCAGAGGAAGGAGAGGAGGACAUGAUUGAAGAUUAA